AGGACACACCCUCCAUGCUCUCCCUCUCUCUCCUUCACUCUCUCUCUCUCUCGCACUCUCAUUGUUUCCCACACUGACUCUGUCGCCGCCGGGCUUCGUAUCGGAUUGACAAAUGAUCAGCCAGCCGCUUGGAUGAGAAGAGCGCAAAGUGAAAUCAUUCCGCUGGAGAGACUCAACUUUGAUCUACACAUUAAUCAGAAAAAGAGGAAGAUAUAGGCUCAUUGAUAAUAAUAUUUGUGCUUCUGUUUUGCGCGUUUGUGCAUGGAUCAGACUUGAAGACAGACACACAGGAGAAGAGAGAGUGCGUCCGUUAAUUGGGAUGAGAGUUCAAGUCAAGUGAGCCGACAGAUUGGACCUUUAAAGCUUCUUAACGCAGGUGGUGGGUGGAAUACAGCACAAGGGGAGUGUGGUUUAUGUGUCGCGUGUGAGUGUGCGCGCGCUGGGCUCAGGUGCGUCGUUCCCAGUGGAAAUCCACCCCGGACGCAGUGGUGAGGGGUGAGCGGGUGUGUGUGUGGGGGCAAGUGGGAGGUGAAAUCGAAGAGGAGACAGGGGCAGUUAGUUAUGAUUUCUCUGAACUGGACGCGAUGAAGGUGCUCUGCGGGAGUUAGACUGGGGAGGAGGAGAGCUGGUCGGACGGACGAAGUGGAGGGAGGAGGAGGAGGAGGACACCGCCAAAGCGCACAACACGGCCCCUAAGCACUUGACGCAGGGAUGGAGAGCACAAGAGCGCACAGGUUAAGUCGACUUGAUUCCAGGAACCGGAGUGUAAAAACCACAGGGAAGCCGGACAUGAGGGCUGUCAGACACUUUGACACCUACACCUGCAGCGGACUGUGAUUUUCUCAUUGCGCUCACGAUACAACCACAGGCUGUGUUUGCAGUGGGAAUGUUCGAGCUCCAGAUCCGCCACUUCCAAAACCCUCAUGGACCUCCUGCAGACCGGAGACUGCUGUGACCUCCAGGCCAGCGGGGGUCAGCGCUGCUCUGCUAGAGACCAAUGUGACACUUUCUUCCAAGCCUGCCUCAAGGAGUACCAGGCUCGGGUCGUUGCAACUGGAACCUGCACAUUUGGGUCAGGCAGCACAGGGGUCCUAGGUGGAAACUCCCAGUCACUCCGCCAUCGAAGUCAUGAUGGAGGUGGAGGAGGAGCAGGAGGAGGUGGAGGAGGAGCAGGAGCAGGAGGAGGAGGAGGAGGAGGAGAGGAUGGGACUAAUGGACACAUUGUCAUUCCCUUCAAAUACGCAUGGCCAAAGUCUUUUUCUCUGGUUCUGGAGGCCCUGGACUAUGACAAUGACACAUCAGAAUCAGGUCAGCUGAUCGAGCGCGUCCUCCUCUCCUCUAUGCUGAACCCUGGUGAACAGUGGCAAGUUUACCGUCACCACGGACGGAUUCUUAGUCUGGAGUAUCGACUGCGCUUUCGCUGCGACUCAAACUACUACGGACCAUUCUGCAACAAGUUCUGCAGAGCCCGGGACGACUUCUUUGGCCACUUCAACUGUGACCCCAGCGGCUCCAAAGUCUGCAUGGAUGGCUGGACUGGACCAGAAUGCAAAGAAGCGGUGUGUAAGCAGGGGUGUAACCAGGCCCAUGGCUUUUGUACAGAACCUGGAGAAUGCAAGUGUCAUUACGGCUGGAUGGGGGCUCUGUGUGAUAAGUGUUUGACGUUUCCUGGCUGCAUGUACGGGAGCUGCACCGAGCCUUGGCAGUGUGUGUGUGACGUCAACUGGGGCGGACUCCUCUGUGACAAAGAUCUCAACUAUUGUGGUACCCAUCAGCCCUGUAAGAACGGAGGGACCUGCACCAACACAGAGCCAAACGAGUACCAGUGUGAGUGUCAGGAAGGUUUCAAGGGACGCAACUGUGAAAAUGUCGAACAUGCUUGUUUGUCAUCCCCGUGUAUGAAUGGAGCGACAUGUGUGGAGGACCCAACGGGCUUCAGCUGCACCUGCACUGACAACUGGACUGGACUCACCUGUGCAGAACCGGUGAGGCAGUGUGAUCGGAGUCCGUGUGGGCGUGGUGCAACAUGUGAGGAGGCUCCUGGAGGAUACCUCUGCCUCUGUCCGCCUGGAUGGACCGGCAGAACGUGCCAGCUCGACACCAACGAAUGUGAACGGAAUAUAUGUGUCCACGCCCGGUCUUGCCGAAACCUGAUCGGUGGAUACCUGUGUGACUGUAUUCCUGGAUGGACAGGACCGAACUGUGACAUCAGGAACAGCAGCUGUCAUGAUUUGUGUCUGAACGGUGGACGCUGUGAGGAUCAGAUGUCGGGUCCCGAUGUUGGUGUCCCCUGGAUUCACAUGGAAAGACUGCAAGAGGCCCUAGUCCUUGUGACAGUGCCCCCUGUCUGAAUGUGGAAAAUGUGUAGAGAAGGACCGAAGAACUGCAACCUGCAACUGUCCCUCCGGACAUUCAGGAGCCUUUUGUGAGAUUGUUUUAGACCCAUGUAAUCCCAACCCCUGCCAGCAGGGGGUGUCCUGUCACAGCUCAGAGGGCAGGUAUAUGUGUGUCUGUCCUGAGGGUUACUAUGGAAAUGAAUGUAUGAGCCUUAAAAAUCCCUGCAUUGGCCACCACUGUCCAGGUGCAAUGUCAGACUCCACACAUGGAGGCGUCAGUUUCUACAUGGUGCUGGUUGGCAUCUUAGCGUUAGUGACAGUCUGCGGCUGUGCAGCCUGCGCCUUCAUCCUCUCUCACCUCCAUCGAAAGAGGAAAAAGCAGCAGGCUGUUCCACAGGAAGAGAGCAUCAACAACCAGAGGGAGUUUGUCAACCUCAUCAGAAAUGUAGACCGUCCUGUGCCUCUCUUGCCCCCCAGUGUACCACUAACGCACACACCAGCUCCUGCCCCAGUGUCGCGCUGCUACGAGGAGAUUGAACUAACCCUACCGCCUUCCCCAGCCCCUUCACAUCCCUCCCCGGCACUAAAGCCGGCCCAUGCCCCCAAACUGGACAUUUCAAACCGAGAGAGGGAGAAGCUGAACCGCUUUCACCACACAGACAACCAGGAACUGGAGGUCUGACCCUUGAACUCUGAACUCUCAGCCAAUGUUACCAGGUUCUGGUGUGGCGUCACUAUUGCAGUAAUGAAAACAGGGUGUCCUGUGAACCUUUUGUGCUAAGAUGGCAUACACCUGAGGAGCGGAGGCUGCUAAGAGUAAUGUCAAAGUCUGCGUCUUCACUGCGUUGUCAUUUUGAGAAAUAGACGGCAUAUGAUGCUCGAUUGUAAGACAUUAAUUAAUCUGGAGACUCAAAGUCAUGCCGUGGAGUGCCUGAAAUACUGACAAGGGACAAACUGAGUCGCAGAGGAUCAGAUGCAGCCUUGCUACUUGUUUACCAGCCCAUGAUGCCAUGUGAUUGGUGUUUAGACCUCCAUUUCUAUUUCAGGCUGAACUCCAACAGAGAGAAUAAUGAAUGAAUUCUUAUUUAACACUCAGUCUGUUGCCAUGUCCAUAUGUGAUUGUAUGUGACUGUGUGUGGAAAUGAAAAAGAGAGAAUGUAUAUUAUGAGUAUAUGUGGUGAAAAAAGGAAGGACAAAAGCAUUUUCUGAACUGAACAUGAUUCUCCUCUAAGUAAAAAAAAUAUAUAAAUACUGGUCAAAAGAGAGUGGAUACUCCUGAUGGAAAGGCUUUUAUGCCUUUUGAAAACUGAUUUAAAACUAUACACUGUUGCCUGUCUUGUCUCUGUAAUACUACAGUUGUCAAAGAUGUAUGAUUUUUUUUUAUACCUGUGUGUAAAUAGCUUUUUUGUACAUAAAUAUAUUGUACAUAUUGAUGCCCCCUUUUGUACCAUGGUUUGGUCUGAGAAAUCACUGUAUUACUGUUUGUCUCAUCUCACUUUCCAUUUGGGAGCAACCAGCACAUGUGGAUUGUAAUAAAAGGCAUUUAACGGCUGUA
Molecule: messenger RNA, 3891 nt
Organism: Sphaeramia orbicularis (orbiculate cardinalfish)
Lineage: Eukaryota; Metazoa; Chordata; Actinopteri; Kurtiformes; Apogonidae
Product: protein jagged-1b
Exons: 14
Coding region: 924-2351 (475 amino acids)
Biological process (GO): Notch signaling pathway; cell communication; multicellular organism development
Cellular component (GO): membrane
Molecular function (GO): calcium ion binding
Source: RefSeq, a predicted model, not a curated record